AUGGAGGUUACAGAGAAGAAGAUGCCCAAACAGGCCCAGCUGCUCUAUCUGGGCCACAAGGACACCAGUCACCUCUUGGAAGUGUAUGUGAAGCGCAGCAUCAGUUUAAAUGACGGGACAUGUGAGGACCAGAGGUCACCAACAAAGCCUCGAAAGUGGGUGACACUGUCAGAGAAACACAGAAGAGUCCACCGGCAUUCUAUUGACUCCUUGGUCACCUUCGGGCCCAGCAAACUUGACGAGGGCAAUGCCACCAGCACACCACCUGACGAGGGCAAUGCCACCAGCACACCACCUGACGAGGGCUUUGCUAUACCAAAUGCGGCUCCUGUAGAAAUCCCAGGGCCUGCUGAUAUUCUUGAGAUUGAGGCGUCUACUGAACUGGAGAAUAAGUUUAAAGAGGGCAAGAAGAAGAGCAAAAAGACGUCUCUCUGGAAAGGUUUUCUGGGUUUCUUCUCGAGGAAGGGGAGUGACAAGAAAGAUGAGCAUGAGUCUGGCACAGAGACUGGUCGACAGACACAAGGAAACGUGCCGAAAAAUAAAUCCAUCAAAAAGCAAUGGAGCUCCAUGAGGAGACGACCUCUGAGAAAAAUCAAGAGUGACAGCCUCAGAGGGUCUGUGAGGAGAUCAUCAGCUCGGAACAGGACCAACACCACAGAAAUAACUGGAGUUGAAUGUAGGUUUGAGGGGGCAUGGCACCCAAACAGUUAUCACACACAGUACUGUUUUUUUGUUUUGUUAUGGUCCUUUUGUUCAAACGUAGGAUUUUGUGGAUAAUCUUAGUUUAACAAUGUUUUGGGAAAUUGGGCCCUAGUUGACUCGGGCGCUAGUUGGUAGUCCAAUUAUUAGAGAGUUAGUUGGUAGUCCAGUUAUUAGAGAGUUAGUUGGUAGUCCAGUUAUUAGAGAGUUAGUUGGUAGUCCAGUUAUUAGAGAGUUAGUUGGUAGUCCAGUUAUUAGAGAGUUAGUUGGUAGUCCAGUUAUUAGAGAGUUAGUUGGUAGUCCAGUUAUUAGAGAGUUAGUUGGUAGUCCAGUUAUUAGAGAGUUAGUUGGUAGUCCAGUUAUUAGAGAGUUAGUUGGUAGUCCAGUUAUUAGAGAGUUAUUGCAUGAAAAAAAGACUGUUACUUGUUACUCUCUACAGCGGUUGUGAGUGUGGGGCUUACAGACUCGUACUAUGAGAAAGUGUCAGAAGAGCUGGAGAAGAUUGUGUCUGAGGAGAAAGACACAGCUUCUACAGAUGGUAAGUAGCCUAUCAUCAAGCAAUGUUCUCAUGUGUAUUGAUGUCUUAUCUAAUCGUAAUAGAAAUCACACAUUCAAUAGCAACAUAAGCAUUUUAUAUAUAAACUGUAAAGGUCAUGUAAUACAGUACAUCACUUAAAACUGUGUAGACUUCUAUUGACCCUUUCUAUCCAUUUCUUCCAGAGGACGUCAUCAAAAGGAUCAUUGUUCUGAUGAAGCAGCAAGGAGACGUCAUUGAUAACAAGGUUUGUGUUCAUAACCUACAAAAAAUUGUUUUAUUGUAUCUGAGAAACUUAACACAGUCUAUCUUUGACACUAAAUGUAUCUUUCACAUCCAGGAUAGCUUGCUAUAGCCUGGGUACCAGUGUGUUUGUGCUAACAUUCCACCCCUUGUACUCAGUGUCCUAUGCCAAACAUGUUUGGUAAAUGGCACAGAGUAUAAGGUGGGGAACGUUGGCACAAAACGGGUCUGGAUUUCCGGCUAAAUUUGCUAUUUUCUCAUGGAUAAUAACGUAUUAUUCUAUGUUCACUCAUGAAAGUAUGUCCUGCUCUCGCCAUAGCUGAAGGAAAACCCCAGCCUGAGCGCAUUCUUCCAGAAGCUAUCCUACAGUACCUUCCAGCAGUUGGCUGAUACGUACGUGGAGACAGAGACCCCUACAGGCCAGAGCCGCCAGACACCACACACUGCUGGGCCUGGGCCCGGGCCCGUCAACGCCCCGGAGCUGGUCAAGCUGGCCUUCACUCUGGACUUCACAGCCAGGGUGGCCUGUCUCUCCAGACAAUCCACAGGACACAUCAUGGGCCUGGGCAACCGCUACUUAGAGGACCGCUUCACACAGACACCAGAGGCAAGAGUCAGCCCUGUUUUUUCUUCUAAUUAGAAUGUAUGUAAUUAUGUGUAAAUCACAGGAGGUUGGUGGCUCCUUAAUUGGGGAGAACGGGCUUGUGGUAAUGACUGGAGCGGAGUCAGUGGAAUGGUAUGAAAUACGUCAAACACAUGGUCGCCAGGUGAUUGAUGCCAUUCGCGCCGUUCCGGACAUUAUUAUGAGCCCUCAGCAGCCUCCUGUGGGGUAAUUAAACUAAACUAGAGGUCAGAAGGGAUAGUGACACAGAAACACCGCCAACACACAAGUUAAAACCUGUUUUGUACCUUUAACCACAGUGCUGUUAGCAGGUGAAUCAAGGAAGAUAAAAUAUGUUUCUAAUGACAUUUAUGUUGCUUUGCAGGUUAAUCCAGAUCAGACGUUGCAUAACUAGGAUGGUCCUAAUCAUUUAUGCACCACCACAUGCAAAUGAGACCAACUACUGCAGGGGAAAGUAAACAUAUUCAUUAUUGGAAUAGCACAUGGACUGUUCCCUGAGACACAAAUAAAACCCAGAGGCAAGUCACCCAGGGAACACCACAUGACAACCACUUAUAGUAGGCCUUGGACCAGUAAAUCUACACUAGUCAAUCUAUAUAACUACUAUGUGUACAGGUUAGCAAGUAAAAUAUAUGCACUAUGGACUUACCACUCGUGGUGCAUUCUGUAUUUACUUACUUGAAUUAGUGAUAGUAAGUACAAUGUAGCCUACAGUUACUGCAUGUACUUGCUACAAGGUAUAGGUACAUAGGUUAUCUCCCUACAGCAGGGUUUCCUCAUCCUGGUUCUGGGGACCCCAAGGGGGGCACAUGUUUGGUUUUGCCCCAGCUCUACACACCUGAUUCCACUAAUCA
Molecule: messenger RNA, 2953 nt
Organism: Coregonus sp. 'balchen'
Lineage: Eukaryota; Metazoa; Chordata; Actinopteri; Salmoniformes; Salmonidae
Source: the annotation of a GenBank genome assembly